Meleagris gallopavo (turkey) is the source of this 1074-nucleotide messenger RNA. NCBI's taxonomy places the organism in Eukaryota, Metazoa, Chordata, Aves, Galliformes, Phasianidae. The record is from RefSeq and is a predicted model, not a curated record.
CCUCAGGAGGAACUACAAGAAAUAAAGGAAAGACUAGACAAAUUAGAAACCCCAAUAGCCUCAUUGCGUCCUUUGAUAAACGAAUAUACAUUCGUUAACAGCGAGGAUCUAGAUCCUCAAAUGAAUGUUAAGGAAAUUCCGUUCUCGGCCACUGAACUAGCAAAACUGAAAAAAGAUUUUAGCCGCUCUCCAAAGGAAUCAGAAACAGAGUAUGUAUGGAGGGUUAGUCUCACUGGUGGCGACCAGAUUCAGUUGACGGAAAAGGAAGCAGAAGGUUAUUGGGGACCAGGGGUAUUUCUAACUACUGGCAACAAUCGUGCUCCCUGGUCCUUAACACAGAAGGCUGCCUAUUGGGCAGGUGAUCUCAACCCUUUAGAUAGGGGAGACCCUCUUGCCAUUACUGGAACAGUUGAUCAGUUAGUAGAGAGUGUUCAAAAGGCUGCUUGUCUCCAAAUGAUGUAUGAUAGAAAGCUGCAGCCACACCAUGAAUCACCCAUGAUGAUGCCUCUUGAUCCUGAGAGAAUGACCCCUUUAAUUAGGGGACUUCCAGGAUCAUUGAAACCCAUAGGCAUACAAAUGCAAGGAAAGAUGCAGGCUAUGUCUCAGGGAGAAAGAACGGGUUGUAUUGAAGGAACUGUAACCCCUAACCAUCUGCAGUCAGGAUGCAAAGUAUGGACAUGGGGGGAGGUUGCCCAAGAGUUAAUUAACUAUUGGAGAAAAUAUGGGCUGGUGGAUUCUUUUUCCAGUAAAUUUGAGCCAAGGGAAGUAAGACUUGAGACAGUCAGCCUUGCCCCCAGGCCACCUAGCCCAAAGCUCAGUGGGACUGGAAGGGUCUCAUUGUCAGUAAAAACAGAUAGGCGAAAUAUUGAUCAUAAACGUAAUUGUCUCUGGACACUGGGCUGGCAAAAGGGUGUUCCACGAGAUUUGAUGAAUGGAUUACCCAUAGUCAGGUUAGAGAAAUUAGUUAACUGGUGGCCAGAACAAAAGCUCAAGAAUCUUGAGGAAAGCAAAACCCCUGGUCCUAGGGCCUCUUCCAAGGAACCUGAACAGCUAUGCAAGCCAUUGGAAAACUGA